UUGGUCUCUGCGGUGCCCCAGCCGUGUUUUAUUUUUAUUGGAUUUCCCUAAAAAUAACAUAUACACCUAUUUGCAGUUUGAUAUGGCAAACACAGUUUACUGUUCAAUUUAGAAGGCUAUGAGUUUACAUACAUUCAAAAUUUGUAGAACAUGGACUGAGGUUCCUCGGCACUGCCGUAUGAAGCGUAUAAAUUGGAUACAGAUUGUGUAAACAGUACCAUAACUACUACAUUCAAAGUAAAAUAGCAAAAUGCAGUCUAACUUCACCGCUAUCGUAUCCGCAAUAUCGAUCCUGACGCCAUCCUUGGCCGCUAGUUUACCUGGAAGUGAUGUUUGCACUCAGGGCCCUUCCUUUACCUGGAAGUGAUGUCUGUACUCAGGGCCCUUCAUACUGGUGCGCAUCGGAAGCAAAUGCAGCUGAAUGUAACUUUGAAAAUCCUGGAGUGAAUUGCUUGAAGUAUUGCGAGGAUAUUGACACCAGCCCAUACUGUACCGACGACAUCCUUGAACCACAGCCGGAAGAGUCUCCACUCAUUGGGGCAGAUCCAUGUACUUGGGGACCCAGCUACUGGUGUGCCAGUGAGGAGAACGCAAGUGAGUGUGGUUUUAGCAAUCCCGAGUCGGAGUGUCAGGAAUAUUGCGACGACCUGGACGAUUCUCCCUUCUGUCCACCACUGGUUGGAUCUGAUCCAUGUACUUGGGGACCUAGCUACUGGUGUGCCAGUGCAGAUAAUGCCGAGGAGUGUAAGCUGGAAAAUCCCGAAACUGAAUGUCAAAAGUACUGUGACGAUCUGGUAGACUCUCCUUUCUGUUCGGCACCAAUAGGGUCUGACUCGUGCACACAGGGACCCAGCUACUGGUGUGUAAGCGAAGCGAAUGCUGAAGAAUGUCAACUUGAGAACCCUGACAUAGAGUGUCAAAAGUACUGUGGCGAUCUGGAGGAUUCGCCUUUCUGUGAUGCACCAAUGGUAGGUAUUGACUCUUGUACGCAGGGACCCAGCUACUGGUGUGCAAGCGAAGCGAAUGCCGAAGAGUGUCAGUUUGAGAACCCCGAGACCGAGUGUCAGAAGUACUGUACUGAUCUUGAAGAUUCUCCAUUCUGCCAGAAGUAAAAUACAUAGUAGAAUUUUUCUAAUAAAUUAUAUUGCUA
This is a messenger RNA of Sphaeroforma arctica JP610, 1150 nucleotides long. RefSeq lists its product as hypothetical. Lineage: Eukaryota; Ichthyosporea; Ichthyophonida. The transcript has a single exon. The record is from RefSeq and is a predicted model, not a curated record. The coding region runs from base 330 to 1112 and encodes 260 amino acids.